Molecule: messenger RNA, 6687 nt
Organism: Coturnix japonica (Japanese quail)
Lineage: Eukaryota; Metazoa; Chordata; Aves; Galliformes; Phasianidae
Gene: LETM1
Product: leucine zipper and EF-hand containing transmembrane protein 1
Biological process (GO): intracellular monoatomic cation homeostasis
Cellular component (GO): mitochondrial inner membrane
Molecular function (GO): ribosome binding; calcium ion binding
Source: RefSeq, a predicted model, not a curated record
CGUGCCCGGCCCCGCCGUGUGGGUGGUGCCAUGCGGAUGAACCGGCCGGGACACGAGCAGGCCGGCCGCCCAGCGCCAAGAUGGCGUCCAUGCUGCUCCAGAGCUGCGGCCGGCGGGCCUGCCGCCUGCCCCGAGCGCUGCGCCGCCAGGCCCCGCUAGGUAACUUGGGAGAUCGCGCUUGUCUUAGUUGUACGUCCCUGAGGUUGGCAAACAAAAUGACUGUACACUUUAAAUAUUGCACUAGUGUCGCUCCUGUUUACUCAUACUCCAAAAAAGAUCACUACUGUUGCUGGACUAAAGGAUCGGAACGAACGUACUUUACUCUUAUGAGCCCUUCUGGCUCAUGGACUGCCCUGGCAGCCAUGGGUGUUUUAGGACCCAAGUAUCUUCCAGUUAGGUGGUGGCAUUCUUCGCGUUCUCUUCAAGAUGACUCCAUAGUUGAAAAGUCCCUGAAGUCCUUAAAGGACAAAAACAAGAAGUUGGAAGAAGGUGGUCCUGUAUAUAGUCCAACAGAAGUGGAAGUUGUGAAAAAAUCUAUUGGACAGAGGAUUGUGGAUGAGCUGAAGCACUAUUACCACGGUUUUCGAUUACUCUGGAUUGACACAAAAAUAGCUGCAAGGAUGCUUUGGAGAAUACUGCAUGGAAAUACUCUGUCACGUCGAGAAAGGAGACAGUUCCUUCGAAUAUGUGCUGAUCUCUUCCGCCUGGUUCCUUUCCUUGUUUUUCUUGUUGUCCCAUUUAUGGAGUUUCUGCUUCCAGUAGCUCUGAAGUUGUUCCCUAACAUGCUUCCGUCUACGUUUGAGACUAAGUCUAAAAAGGAGGAAAGAUUGAAGAAACAACUGAGAGUAAAGCUUGAAUUAGCUAAAUUCCUUCAAGAUACAAUUGAGGAGAUGGCCUUAAAAAAUAAGGCAGCCAAAGGAAAUGUUACAAAAGAUUUUUCAACAUUCUUUCAAAAGAUCAGGGAGACUGGUGAAAGACCCAGUAAUGAGGAGAUCCUGAGGUUCUCAAAACUAUUUGAAGAUGAAUUGACUCUGGACAAUCUAACCAGGCCUCAGUUGGUGGCACUUUGUAAACUACUGGAACUUCAGUCAAUUGGGACAAAUAACUUUCUCCGCUUCCAGCUGACUAUGAGGUUGAGAACUAUAAAAGCAGAUGACAAAAUGAUUGCUGAAGAAGGAGUUGACAGUCUGACUGUUAAAGAGCUGCAGGCAGCGUGUCGUGCACGAGGAAUGAGAGCCCUUGGUGUGACAGAAGAGCGUCUCAAGGAACAGCUUAAACAGUGGCUAGAUCUGCACUUGAACCAGGAAAUCCCUACUUCAUUGCUCAUUUUAUCCAGAGCCAUGUAUCUUCCAGACACGCUUUCUCCAGCUGAUCAGCUCAAAACAACACUUCAGACACUGCCAGAGAGCGUUGCAAAAGAAGCUCAGGUCAAAGUGGCAGAAGUUGAAGGUGAAAAAGUAGAUAACAAAGCACGACUGGAAGCAACACUUCAGGAGGAAGAAGCCAUCAGAAAAGAAAAUGAAGAAAAAGAGAUGGAAAGAAUAACUGAAGCUGCAGAGAAAGCCAAAGAAACUCUUCAAGUUCCAGCCAUGAAAGAAGUGGAAUCAGCAGUAGAUCUUGAACCAGCGGUUCUGCAAGCUAAAGAAAGUCAGGUGGCCAUAGACAGCAAACAAGAGCUGGCAAAAGCAGAUAUGGAAACACUGAAAGAUACAGCACCCGUACUAGAAGGCAUUAAGGGUGAGGAAAUAACGAAGGAGGAGAUUGACAUGCUGAGUGAUGCUUGUAACAAGCUGCAGGAACAGAAGAAAGCACUAACAAAGGAAAAGGAGGAGCUUGAGGAAUUGAAGGGUGAUAUCCAGGAGUAUAAUGAAGAUUUGCAAGAAAUAAAGGAACUUUCUAAAGCUGGCCAGGAAGAAGUAGUGGAAGAAUCAAAGGCGAGCAAGCGACUGACCAAAAGAGUGAACCGGAUGAUUGGACAGAUAGACAAGAUUAUUAAUGAGUUAGAGACAAAUCAAAGGACGGUGGAUGUAAAGCUUGACAGAGGUGGUAGUUCUCCUGCUGGAUUGUGCUUCCUCUCUAGGGAGAAUCUCAUCAGUAUUGCUGAGCUAAUUAAUGCAAUGAAACAAAUCCAGAAGAUUCCAGAGGAGAAACUAACGAGGAUUGCAGAGGCAUUAGAUGAAAACAAAGAUGGCAAAAUUGAUAUAGAUAAUGUUGUUAAGGUAGUAGAAUUGAUAGACAAAGAAGAUGUUGAUAUUGGCACCAGCCAGGUUGCUGAGAUUAUGGCACUGCUUCAGAAGGAAGAAAAACUGGAAGAAAAGGAGAAAGCAAAGGAAAAGCAUGAUAAAGAAGCCGCAGAAGUAAAGAAUUAAGCUUCAGAAUCUGAAGCAAAGCCCAACUGUAACCAAAACUGUGUAUAUCUUUGUGUCUAAUGGCUACAUAUUACUGGAGCUUUUGUGAUUAUGGAAAGUGUUUUGAGCUGAUACUAGUAAUAAAUUAUAGAUAUGUUUUCUGAUAUAUGGAAUGAAAUUUCCGUUCAUCAAAGAAGUGAUUUAUUGUCAUUCCAUACAGAUGAAAACAAAAUAUGCUGCUUCAGCAGUGUUCCUGUCCACAAAAAUCAUGUAUUUGCACUCAUUGUUGUGGUACAGUGAUCCAAAAGUGUUUCUAAUUUAUUUACUUUCACCGUUACAUGGGGCCCAACCUUGCUGUGCUUCUACCUUCUAGCUUUUGCAGAAUUUAAUACAAAAAUUUCCUUCUGUCACAAUAUCACAUUUUUUGUAACCUGUUAGUGAAGAUUCUGUGGCUUCAGUAGUAGCUCUUCAGAUUGAGCUUUAUUUAAGCUGAAUAUCACCGAGCCGUUGCCUCACUGACAGAGAAUGUGACAUUCUAAUCACUUACAAAUUCGUUUUCUUUUGAAGGGAAAAUGGGAUUAAUUUUUCCCUAGAACUGAAACUUCCCAUGAAGUUUGUUUCUUACGGGUGCCUUAAACUAAGACCAGGGAGUAGAACAUUUCACUUCUACUCAGAGUUCCAUGAACUAUUAAAGCAUUGGAAUCACAGGAGCCUUUCACGUAGUUUCAGAACAGAUGACGUGUUUGUCUAAAUAGCAAAAUGAAAUUAACUGCAAGGGGAAAAAUGCCAGUUGUGAUCUCUUCACAUGUAUUUUUUAAAAAUGCAGUUAUGGAGGCAUGUUUGUUGUUCAAAUGACAAUUACUUACGCCAUAACUAAUUCUUACCUCUCGGUUGUCAUCUCAGGUGUAACAUCACUAACCAAGUACAUUCAAAGUACUUACAUACUGUCAUCUGGCUGUGCAGUCAGCAAGUGAUGCCUGAAAUUGGCAGUGUCUUGAUUGCAACUUUGGCUUUCUAAUUAACUGAUUGAGUCUUUUGACUCAGUACUGACAGUAGGUCAAAGUUUACUCAUUAAUGUCUGUUCUUAGUAGUAAUUUUUUAAGAUUUAAAACUAAUAUGCCACCUGUAGGAUCUUCAUAAUUCCUGAUAGCCUGAACUUCCCUGAUUCUUACAAUUGGGAAUUAUUUGUAAAAAUGCAUUUGAAGUUAGUGGAACAAAGAAACGUUUGGGUGGUCUCAGAGCCUUGAGUAAUUAUGGUAUCAUAGAAGGGCUUGAGUUGGAAGGGACCUCAAAGACCAUCCAGUUCCAGCCUCCUGCUGUGGACUGGUUGUCCCCUACCAGAUCAGGCUGGCCAAGACCCAUCCAACCAGGCUUUAAACAGAGUUUGUUUUGGAUCUGGUAAUAAUCCUUUAAUGGAGUUGAAACAUCCAAUGUAGGAGAUUUGGUAUACAGUGACUCCCUGUACUGAAACACCAAAGCUUUGGUACAGUCCUGGAAGUCCAUCUGCCAUGGCAGUUUUAACAAUAAAGUCACCAGAUCCCUGGAGCUGCUGCUCAGCAGCACCUUUUAGAUAGCUGUAGGUAACAAAGUUUGCCCAAAGGCUAAUGGAUAUUCUAAGCAUUGGGAUGUUACUCCUGUGGCUCUAGCUGAAGCCAGAUUUGACAACAACUUUUUCCAGAAUUGUUUCUCCACUUUGGGCGUGAGAAUCCCUUUUCAUUAAAAGCAGCGUUUAGAAGCCUGUAUUUGAAAAUACUAAAUAACAUUUGACAAGUGGCCAUGCCAGAAGCUGAAAAAUCCUUGCUCCCUGGGGACUCACAAAAGGCGGUAGAUCAUACCUUAGUACUGCUGAUCCACCCGGCUCUGUUUGAACAAGGCAGCAGCUCCAUCUGCUCUGUGGCCAUCUUGGAGAUAAUGGACCAUUGCAUUUAGUUGUUUCCAAAGCAGGAUGUACAGUAUGUAUAAUACAGCUCUAGAAAACAGGGUCAGCGUUUAAGUAUGUAUUGGAUUAAUAUUCUCUGCAUUUUGAAGGGUUGCUUACAGUAAGCGAUGUGACUGAUCUCCCUGAGAAUUACUGUAAUCAUAGAAUUAUUUGAGUGGAAGGGACCUUUAAAGGCCAUCUUGUCCAACUCCUCUACACUGAUCAGAGGCAGCUACAGCUUGAGCAGGUGCUCAGAGCCCAAUCCAUCCUGACCUUGAGUCUCUCUGGGGAUGGGGGAAUCCACCACCUCUCUGGGCAGCCCUUGCUGGUGCUUCGCUGCCCUUGUGGGGAAGAAAAAGUGCAACAAACCACCAUGUUUAUUUCAAUCUAAAUCUCCCCACUUUUAGUUUGAAGCCUUUUCCCCUCUUCCUGUCACAGCAGACCCUACUAAAGAGUCUGUUACCUUCUUAUUUAGAUGAUGCAUGUGCUGCUGUCAGAUCUCCCUGGAGCCCCUCCAAGCUGAAGAGCCUCAGCUCUCAGUUGUCUCUUAGGGGAGGUGUUCCAUGCCUUGAAACGUCAUUAUUUUAUAUAAAAUUGCUUUGACAAAACUGGCAUUUCAAAUUGAAACAAACUUCUCAAUUCAUGUACCUCUCACCAAACAAGUCAUUCUCUUUCCUAUAAAAUAGGAUUUACUUGGAGAUUUCAGCAUGGAAUUUUGAAGGUUGGACUUCACUAGAUGCAUUUUAAGGCUAAAAAUUUUUUAUAGCUGAAAAUGUAUGAAGAAAAUUCAUGCCAAAAUGCAAUUUCAAACCUCUUACGUUGUAUAAAUUAACAGAUUGGAAUUAAUGGACUUUGAAGUGCACUAAGUUUUCCAUGUGCGUAUUUUCCAUGUGUAAGCAGCGUGUAACAGUCUUACUUAACAUUCCUGAGAUGUCAUCAAGUUAUUCUAACUCAAGUGGUCUGCUAGCUUUCAUUGCAGUAGCGAAAGCUGAAGAGUGGUGUGGACUUGAAUGCAUACAAGUUUAAACAGGGAAGCAGCAGAAUAAGCUGUUUUCAAAGCUUUACGGAUUUAAGUCUCAUGCAGCUUUAAUUCACCUGGUGUGACGUUAGCGGGGUGUUCAGGUGCUUAGGACACACUGUUGCUUGUCUUGUCCCGUGUUUGCCAUUCACUUAAAUUUGCUGUGGAUUAAGUAAGAAGGGAGCCAUAAGCAGCCAGUUCUUUUAUAGACACAAAUGUCAGUUUUCCCCUGUUAUCUAAAGAUUUGAUGCGCUCAUUAACCACAGUGGCGCGUUUUGCAGGACACCUCUCUUCUCACGCUCUGAUGUUGCAAGUAGGCAAACCCGUGACGUCGAGGCUUUAAUGGCCAUUCUGCAAGCUUAAAAAGCUUAGGAAGCUCUUGGUGGCUGAUGCUCACCUGGUUUUGAACCUUCACAAACAGCUCCGUGCAGCCGAGUCAGGCAGUGUGAGCAGGUCGGUGCACUGGCUUCAGGUAACCUGCUUUGUCUUUCAUGUUGACCAAAAGCCCAGAAGCCACAGUACUUUCAGAGAAAGGAUGACUUCCAAGUGUACAGUAACCGGUCAGAACUUAUUCCUGAAUGAAUAUUUAACCAGGAGAUGUAAAUAUUUGUUAAAAUAAUUAAGAGAUGUAUGAGAUUUGUGUGACGUUGUUACUUAACGCGGGGCAAAACCUCUUAAGCUCAGAGUUGGGUUAUCAGUAAAGCCAUUGCUGGAGUUGUUUGAGAUUCACAUGGGGUCAGAGUUUGAUUAUAAUCUGUCCAAAGGAAGAAAUGAAUAAAAAAGUGAUAAGAAAAGUUUAAAACAGUAGCAAGAGGGAAGUAAAGUAUGAUUUCCUCCCCCAUCAAAACGGGUUGUAGGACCUAUUUUAUUGAAGCAUUGAUUUCCAACUGGUGUCAUCUCAAAAAAUGGCUUUUACUGUGAUUUCAGUAAGUCUGCGUGUACAUUAACUACCAGAAAACCAACCUAAUAGGUGGUUUGUCAGCAGGACUGCAUGCGGAUUGAGACAGCUCUCUUGACAAGGCGAUGUAUUGCACUGCAGGCUUUGUCUGGGGGAAGAUGUUGUACCUUUUUAUACAACUCCGGAAUACUUCUUGAACUUAUUGUCUGCCUACCUUCCUAAUCGUAUGAACUUUAGCUUCUUCAGCAUGUAUUUAAAUCCUUUCAGAUUGAUGAUAGGAAAUUAUUGGGGUAUAUUUAAUUAAAAGAAUGAUCCAAGAUUCUGUUCUUUAUAUGUAUUCCAAAGUUUACUUUUGGGUUUAUGGAUUUCAGCCCACGUUAAAAAUUGUCUGUGCUCUGAGCAUACCGGUCCUAUGUUUGCCAUAAUGCAAUAUAAAGUUUUUAAGUUAAUAAUUGGAGCUUGUGUCCUUUGUUUAGUUUUAAUAAAUGUAUCAUUUUGAAGCCUG